AUGAGGGAGGGAGAUAUUUGCUCGGCAAAGCACGCGGCAGAGAUAAAAGAAGAAGCGUUACCCAAUACUCGCACCGAAGCCGCGCCGGAGUCCGGUGGGCGGGGAACUGUUUCUUCAGCCAUGGCAGCGUCGGGCUGGAUUAUGGGGAAGGUCAAGGCCGUGCCUUCCGGCGACACCCUGGUAAUCAUGGGGAGCGCAAAGGCGGAGAUGCUCCCACCAGAGAAGUCGAUCACCUUGUCGUCGAUCAUCGCUCCAAGGCUGGCAUCGCGUCAUGGAACGGAUGAGCCGUUCGCCUGGGAUAGUAGGGAAUUCCUGAGGAAGCUUUGCAUUGGACAGGAUGUUAAGUUCAAAGUGGACUACAUAAUUGCUGCUUCAGGCCGUGAAUUUGGUAGGGUUUAUCUUGCUGGAGAUCAGAACAUUGCGGGCCUGGUUGUCGCCCAGGGGUUCGCCAAGGUAAAAGAGCAACGUCAGAAGGGUGAGACAAGUCCAUAUGUCACAGAGUUGCUAAGAUUGGAGGAGAUUGCUAGAAACCAAGGUUCAGGUUGUUGGACUAAGGAACCUGGGGCUGCGGAGGCUUCAGUAAGAAUUCUUUCAUCAUCAACCAUUGGAGAAGCCAACCCUUCUGGUACAAAGGGUUUUGUUGCUGAGAUGAAAGGGAAGGCUUUGGAGGCCAUUGUUGAGCAAGUGCGUGAUGGUAGCACUAUUCGUGUCUACUUGAUUCCUAGCUUUAGUUUUGUUCAGGUUUACGUUGCCGGUGUUCAGGCUCCAUCCAUGGGAAGACGACUCCCAAGUGCGGUUGCUCCAAAAGAAGUAGCUAACAAUAUUGAUGUGAAUGGGAAAGCAUCUCGAGAAGCUCAAGCACCACCAAUAUUGGGGACGUUACAGAAGCCCGUAGCAUCUGCAGUUACUUAUUCCGAAAUUCCACCAGAUAGGUUUGGUAAGGAGGCAAAGCACUUCACUGAGACAAAAGUUCUCAAUAGAGAAGUGCGGAUUAUACUGGAGGGAACAGACAGUUUUAAUAACAUGUUUGCAUCAGUGUAUUAUUCUGAUGGAAAUACUGCCAAGGACUUAGCGCUUGAGCUUGUAGAAAAUGGAUUUGCAAAGUAUAUGGAAUGGAGCGCGAACAUGCUUGGAGCUGAAACCAAAAGAAAGCUUAAGAAUGCUGAACUUCAGGCUAAGAAGGAACAGCUAAGGAUAUGGACGGGAUAUCAGCUACCUGUUACAAAUACAACACCGAUACACAACCAGAAAUUCACGGGAAAAGUCAUAGAGGUAGUGAAUGGGUACUGUAUAAUUGUUGCUGAUGAUAUUUUACCUGCUGGAAGUCCUUUGGCAGAGCGGCGUGUAAAUCUUUCUAGCAUCAGACCUUCUAAAUCAGUUGAUUCUUUGGGAGAAAGCAAAACGAUUGAACAUUUUGCACGUGCAGCCAAGGAAUUUUUGCGCACACGGCUAAUUGGCAAACAGGUUCAUGUCUCAAUGGAGUAUUCCAGGAGAAUCAACAUUUCAAAUGGACAAGUUGCUGCAGACAAAACCAACUUAGUUGACACCAGAACUUUGGAUUAUGGAUCUGUUUUUCUACCCUCCCAGGUUGGUAGCUCUGGCAACCUACUUGGAGCCAAUGUCGCCGAGCUCUUGCUUUCACGAGGAUUUGCUGAUAUCACAAGACAUCGGGACUAUGAGGAGAGGUCACACCACUAUGAUGCACUCUUGGAAGCCUAUUCGCGUGCUGAAAAAGUGAAGAAAGGAUAUCAUGCCAAAAAGAAUUAUCCCGUGACUCAUAUGAAUGAUUUGACAACGGUUCCUGCAAAGAAGGCGAGAGAUUUUUUCCACUUGUUACAGCGAAAUAGAAGGCACUCCGCUGUUGUUGAGUACAUUUUCAGUGGGCAUCGCUUCAAACUAACAAUACCUAAUGAGACAAGCACCAUUGCCUUUUCAUUCUCGUGUGUUCGGUGCCCUGGUAAAAAUGAGCCCUACUCAGAUGAUGCCAUUGCUCUAAUGAGGAGAACAAUACUCCAACGUGAUGUCGAGAUUGAGAUUGAAGCCGUGGAUAGGACUGGGACAUUCUUAGGUUCCUUAUGGGAGUCCAAGAACAAUAUGGCUUCUGUUCUUCUUGAAGCCGGCCUAGCCAAGCUUAGUUCUUUUGGAAUUGACAGAAUCUCAGAUGCUCAAACUCUCAUAAGGGCAGAAAAGUAUGCACAACAAAAGAAAUUGAAGGUCUGGGAGAAUUACAAUGAAGCAGAAGGGAUUCCCCAAAGAUCGUUGACCGGACAAAAUGGAAAACAAACUUUCAAGGUUAUUGUAACUGAAGUCAUUGGUGGUGGAAAGUUCUAUGCCCAGAUAGUUGGCGAUCGUCGCUUGGAUAACAUUCGACAAGAGCUGGCUUCUAUGAAAUUUAAUGAUGCAUCAGAAAUUGUUCCAUUUAAUCCAACCAAGGGAGAUGUGGUGCUAGCCCAAUUCACUCUCGAUAAUUCUUGGAACAGAGCCAUGAUUUUGAGUGAACAUCAAGGACCCACGGAGAGGGAGUUUGAAGUAUUUUACAUUGACUACGGAAACCAAGAAAUAGUUACUUACAGUUGCUUGAGACCUGCACCUGCAAAUCAAUCUACCUCCUUGAUUCCUCCACUAGCCAAGUUAUUCCGUCUCGCGUUCAUCACGGUUCCUAACCUGACGGAUGACCUUGGUGAGCAAGCUGCAAGGUACCUAAGCAUGGUCUUGCUUGAUAACGAGAAGGAGUUCAAAGCAACAGUUGAAGAGCGUGGCAGUGUGGGAGCUAGGCAAGAAGGACAAGGGACCGGAGAAGUGCUUAUCGUGACUUUGCUCGAUGAGGAUGCAGAAAGCAGCGUCAAUGCUGCAAUGCUGGAGAAUGGCUUGGCUCAGAUGGAGAGAAAGAGGUCGAACUCGUGGGACAGGAGGGGUGCCGUGAAAAAUUUGGAACAGUUUCAGGAGCAUGCGAAGAAGGAGCGUCGCGGCAUUUGGCGUCUUCGGGGCACGGAUGUGCCGGCUCGAGCUCAGCCUCCUAGCAGGGGCUUUGACCUGAUCGGUCUCAUCGCUUCCAAGACCAACAAAACCUCCAAAUAA
Molecule: messenger RNA, 3078 nt
Organism: Panicum hallii
Lineage: Eukaryota; Viridiplantae; Streptophyta; Magnoliopsida; Poales; Poaceae
Product: ribonuclease TUDOR 1-like
Exons: 19
Coding region: 1-3078 (1025 amino acids)
Biological process (GO): regulatory ncRNA-mediated gene silencing; mRNA catabolic process
Cellular component (GO): cytosol; RISC complex; nucleus
Molecular function (GO): nuclease activity; RNA binding
Source: RefSeq, a predicted model, not a curated record